Cyprinodon variegatus (sheepshead minnow) is the source of this 1703-nucleotide messenger RNA. Its product is annotated as protein FAM107B-like. The record is from RefSeq and is a predicted model, not a curated record. Gene Ontology annotation, cellular component: synapse; stress fiber; neuron projection. Gene Ontology annotation, biological process: regulation of actin cytoskeleton organization; actin filament bundle assembly; actin filament polymerization. Bases 178 to 747 code for a protein of 189 amino acids. The transcript is spliced from 5 exons. NCBI's taxonomy places the organism in Eukaryota, Metazoa, Chordata, Actinopteri, Cyprinodontiformes, Cyprinodontidae.
CUCCCUAAUCAGUCCGGCUGCUUUUUCCUCUCCUGCUUUUUGGGAUGAAGUUCAGCAAACCACCUCACUCUAUGGUGGGCUAAAAGACCCAAAGCUCCGUCUGCCAGGCUACAGAGAAGAGUGGGGCUACGAGGGAAGGAUUGGAGGAGGGGGCCACAAGUAGCUGCAGUGGGAAUAAUGGGAGCUUCCUAUGGAAAGAAGAAGUCGUACAGCAUCGGCCAUGAGCCUCUGCCCAGACAGCAAUGUAUGAAGCAGCCAAAUGGUAGAGGCUCAACGUACUCUGGCCUGCAACAGCAUCGCUCAGAAGAUGUCCACAGGAGGCCGUCCCCAGUGUCCAGCUAUGUCCCCCCGCCCGAUUACAUGGAUGAAGACGAGGAUGAGGACCUGAUCAAGCCCAAGAAGCUGGUGAAUCCCGUCAAAGCUUCCAGGAGCCACCAGGAGCUUCACAGGGAGCUGUUGAGCAGCUGCAAACGAGGAGGUAGCAGUGUGGAGACUAAAUCAGAGCUACAGAGAGUUCUUGAGUCCAGGAAGAGGGAUCAGAUGAUCCGACAAAGGAAACAGGAAGAAGAAGCUCACAGGAAGAUUUCCCCUCUGGAGGCUGAGCUGCUAAAAAGACACAUGAAGCUGGAGGAGCUGGAGCGUCAGGAGGAACAGCAGCGGGAGGAGAACCUCAAAGCUCCAGAGUUCGUUAAAGUCAGAGAAAAUCUGAGAAGGACUUCCUUCCAGGCAGAUGAGAAGAAGGCGUAAAGAAGGAGAAACAACGAGUCCAAAUGGAUACAGGAGGACAGUUUGCUCUGAGGACUUAGCCAGAGUGUCCAUAUGAGGACUGUGAGGACAGGGACACUGGCAGCCAUGAUGUAUUUCAGCAAAUGUAAGCUUUCUCAGAUUGAUGAGUGGUCAAUCUGAUAGAAAAACUCACUGAAGCUGAUGUUUCCUCAUCAUGAUGACUCCUAAGAACAGUUAGGCUUGAGUAAGCUGCUGCCACCUAGUGUACAGCAUGUAGACAGCAGCUGCUGAACAUGCAGGGACAACCACCUGAAGAGGAAGAGGAGGGCGCACCUGAACACUGGUCUUCAUCUUCCUGAUUUUUUACAGCUCCUGAUGCUUCAGUCAGGUGGACAAAUGAUCCGCUCUCUGAUUGAUCAAGACGAUCCUCGGGUAUUUCACCCGAUAGUGAGAUCGUGAGACAAUGUCAGCAGGUUUUUCUGCUCCUCUGACCACUACGCCUCCCCUAUGUGCCUUAUCAGAUGGGAAACUGUCCUCUAUGGGGAGCCUGCUGCUGCAGAAACUGUUAAGAUCAUAUCAGUUAAUCAGAUGUUAGAUAAUCUAAAUACCUUUUUAAAUCAUGAUGGAUCUCUGUUAUAGAGUUAGCAACUGUUAUUGGUCGAUGUUCCAUACGAACUUUAUCAGCUGCUCACAUCUGUUGCACAUGACUGUCGGUCCAGUUAGGACCCGUGGGGGUUGAGGGUUAAAAACAACUGCAGUUUUACACCUAAUGAGACUUGAGUAAAUUCUGAGAUCUGAUAACUGUGAAGGCAUGAAACCACUUCCUGGUAGAGUGAGAACAGCUGCAGGACCUCGACUGAGCUUUCUUUUCUCUGAGCACCAUCAGUACAACAGGGUUAAUCCAGCAAAAAUUGUCCUCAGAUUAUGUGAAUUAGAGGUUUGUUGACUGAUUGUUGUGCUUAAAUAAAUCAUUAUUA